Cryptococcus amylolentus CBS 6039 is the source of this 2137-nucleotide messenger RNA. RefSeq lists its product as hypothetical. The coding region runs from base 187 to 1797 and encodes 536 amino acids. The record is from RefSeq and is a predicted model, not a curated record. The transcript has 11 exons. Lineage: Eukaryota; Fungi; Basidiomycota; Tremellomycetes; Tremellales; Cryptococcaceae.
UUCCUCUUUUCUUUUGUCUCCACUGUUAUCUAAGCAUAUUCAUCAUGUCACGUAAGGCUCGCCAUUCGUCAGACAUCAGGCACUUGUGAUUGGGCAGCAUCCCCGACAGGCCUCCACAACUUCCUUCCGCUUGGAUAUCCAUAUAAUCUCCAACAAUCAAGAUGACCAUCCUCGAACGAAAGCUCCAUGCUGACCUUGGCACUGCUCUCCUUGGCCGGCACUGCCCUCGCAUCGAUAGAGGGCAACAAGGCUUACGACUCGCCCUCUCAUCGCAUUCCUCAGCUGGCCCUUGACCGUAAGAUCGUCGAAAGCAAUCACAAGAGAUGGGAGUAUUAUGAUGGCCAGCUCAACUUCCCUUACGGGGUAGCUUCCGGUGAUCCAUAUCCCAACUCUGCCAUCCUCUGGACACACCCUGUUCCUUCCACCGACGACUCCCGACCUGUAUGUCUCGAGUAUCAAGUCAGCACUUCGAACAGCUCUUGGUCCGAGCUCGUCACCUCGAAUCAAGUCUGGACGACCCAAGACGUCGACUACUCCUACAAGGUAGAAGCUGGGAACCUUGAGCCGAAACAGACGUACUUCUAUCGCUUCGUCAAUUGCGCCGACAAAGACAACGUCUCGCCGGUUGGUAGAUUCAGAACGAUCCCAUAUCAAGACGAUGAUGAUAUAGACUCCUUAUCUUUUGCUGUCUAUUCUUGCUCAAACUACCCCUUCGGUUUCUUCAACGCUUAUGGCAAUGCUGCUCGCCGAGAUGAUGUUGACUAUGCUUUGCACGUUGGUGAUUACAUAUACGAGUAUCAGGGAGACGGAUGCGAAGAUGGCAACGCGUGCUACGGUGAUGGGCGUGAUAUCGAUCGCGUCCCCCUCCCCAACCACGAAAUUUUCACCGUCGACGACUACCGACAGAGGUACAAGACUUACCGCUCCGACCCCGACCUCCAGCUCCUCCACCAAAAGCACGCCUGGCAGCUGAUCUGGGACGACCACGAAGUCGCCGAUAAUACCUGGAUGUCUGGUUCUGCCGAUUCAAACGACACUAUCGCCGGGACUUAUUACAAUGUUUCUUUCACGCAGAGGAAGGCGAAUGCGGUCAAGGUCUACUUUGAGUGGCUUCCCAUCCGAACGGUGGAGACGGAUGAUAGUUUGAGAAUCUGGAGGUCUUUCCAGUUCGGUACCCUUGCCGACCUCUACAUGCUCGACACUCGUCAAUAUAAUCGUGACUUGACCGACCUUUACUAUAACACUAUCGACGUCGAAGCUAUCGCUGGACAGGAAGCAAGGACCCUCAUGGGUGGAAGACAAGAGAACUGGUUGUACAACGGUCUUAAGGAGUCGUCUUCCCGAGGAGCGCAGUGGAAGAUCAUUGGGCAGCAGAUUGUCUUUGCCAACAUCAACAGUGCAAAAGACACCACCAAGGAAGACUUCAACGUCGACGCUUGGUCCGGUUAUCGAGCAAACCGUCAAAGAGUCCUCGACACCAUCUCCCAAAAUAACAUCGACAACGUCCUCAUCCUUUCCGGCGACUCUCACGCGAACUGGGUGUCUGAUCUGACUUAUGAUGACUUGAGGGGAUAUGACGCUAACAGCGGCAAUGGGUCGCUUGCUGUCGAAUUUGCGGGCACUGCUGUGUCGUCUCCAUCAUCCCUCGGCUACAACUCCACCCUGAAUGGCCCCUAUCCAGCCGAGUAUUAUACCAACAUCUCUUCGAUUCUCGUCAACAACAACCCGGAGCUACAGUGGCAAGAGGGUGCUACCCGUGGAUACUGUAUGUCGCACCCCCUCUUCCAUUUCCCUUGACGAGCUGAUCGCUUCGACAUGCAGUUGAGCUGCACCUCUCCCGUACAAACGCUACAGCCAGAUUUUUUGGUAUCUCGGACGUGCGUAGUCAGCAUGGGAACGAGACUGUGCUUGCCGAAUUUGUGGUGCAGAACAAGGCGAACAAGCUGGAGAGGCCUAUUGCUGGUGGGAAGGUUGAAGGAGGUGCUCUGAAGUACAAACAGUGAUGUUUUAUGGGGGAACGUUAGCAAUGUAUAUGGGAUUAAUGUGGGGAUAGAGGGGCGACCGGAGGGGAACGGCAAAAUACCUCUUGAUGAUGACGCUAUACCGUCAAGCACUAUCAAUGUAUGUAAUGCAGCUC